Messenger RNA from Schizosaccharomyces osmophilus, 1707 nucleotides. It is a transcript of the gene nrs1, whose product is annotated as cytoplasmic asparagine-tRNA ligase Nrs1. Gene Ontology annotation, molecular function: ATP binding; nucleic acid binding; asparagine-tRNA ligase activity. The record is from RefSeq and is a predicted model, not a curated record. Gene Ontology annotation, biological process: asparaginyl-tRNA aminoacylation. NCBI's taxonomy places the organism in Eukaryota, Fungi, Ascomycota, Schizosaccharomycetes, Schizosaccharomycetales, Schizosaccharomycetaceae. Gene Ontology annotation, cellular component: cytoplasm. Bases 1 to 1707 code for a protein of 568 amino acids. The transcript has a single exon.
AUGGUGGGUGUUGAAAAGGAUAUGGCUGAAAUGAAAAUUAAACCAGAAGCUUUUGUAUUUGUUGACGAAAGUUCCGGCAACGAUGAGGUUGGUAAAGGAACAGAAAGUGAACCUUUCAAGACUGCCAUCCGUGCCUUGCAGGCUAUCGAAAAUUGUACAGUCAUAAUUCGCAAAGAUUCUUCUUCUCAAUAUGAACCUAUUGGCACCAAUGCAUUGAAGAAGGCCAAGAAAGGGGUUGAACAGGCUGCCCGUAAAAAAACAAAGGCUGGUGAAAAUGAAAAGCUAGCCGCUAGCAAGGCCAUUGCUGCCAAGGAGGCGGAGGCUAAACGGAUGGAGGCUGCUUCUAAAAUUGUUUUAGAAGAGCCCAAGGAUGCUCCUAAGGCUGAGAAGAUUUUGAUUACUGAUAGCACCCAAUAUCGCGAGAAGCGAGUUGUUGUUAACGGUUGGGUUCAUCGUAUGCGCAAUCAAAAAGGCAUUAUCUUCGUUGUUUUACGUGAUGGUACCGGCUACUUGCAAUCCGUGUUAACCGGCAAGGUCUGCGAAAAGGCUUCUUAUGAUUUCAUCAAUUUGGGUCCUGAAUCUACCAUCGCUUUGUAUGGUGUUAUUAAGGAAUUACCUGAAGGAAAGUCGGCCCCUGGUAAUCACGAACUUGUCGUCGAUUAUUACGAUAUCCUUCAUGCUGCUCCUACUGGUGAGGAAGCCUUCACAAACCGUUUGAACGCGGAAGCCGAACCCUCCUAUUUGCUUGAUCAGCGCCAUCUCGUUAUUCGUGGUGAAACUGCUUCUGCUGUUCUUAAGGUCCGUGCUCGUGUUUUACGUGCUAUGCGUGAUGCUUUUGAGGAUCUUCGCAUGACUGAAGUUACUCCUCCUUGCAUGGUUCAGACCCAAGUUGAAGGUGGUGCUACUCUAUUCAAAUUUAAUUAUUAUGGUCAGGAUGCCUAUUUAACUCAAUCCAGUCAAUUAUACUUAGAGGCUGCUCUUCCAGCCUUGGGUAAUGUUUACUGCGUCCAAGAAAGUUUCCGUGCCGAGAAGUCUCUUACUAGACGUCAUCUUUCUGAAUUUACACACGUUGAGGCUGAGAUGCCUUUCAUUAACUUCAAAGAAUAUUUAGAACUUCUUGAAGAAUUUAUUUGUCAGACUAUUGAUCGCAUCCUUGACGACCCAGUUGCUGCUCCUUUGAUCAAGCAGUUGAACCCUGACUUUAAGAAACCCUCCAGACCUUUUAUGCGCCUUACCUAUGAGGAUGCUAUCAAGUAUCUAAAUGAACACAACAUCUUGACAUCCGAGGGUGAUCAUCAUAAGUUUGGUGAUGACAUUGCUGAGGCUGCUGAGCGCAAGAUGACUGACCAAAUUAACUGUCCUAUUUUCCUUACUCAUUUCCCUGUCGAAAUUAAAUCCUUUUACAUGCAGCGUGUUAAGGAACGUCCAGAUCUCACUGAAAGUGUAGACUGUUUGAUGCCUAACGUUGGUGAAAUUGUUGGUGGAAGUAUGAGAAUUUUCGACAUGGAGGAGCUUUUGGCCGCUUAUAAACGUGAGGGUAUUGACCCUACCCCUUACUAUUGGUUCACCGAACAACGCAAAUAUGGUACUACAGAACAUGGCGGUUUCGGUUUGGGACUUGAACGCUUCCUUGCAUGGCUGUGCAACCGCUAUACUGUUCGCGAAUGCUGCUUAUUCCCUCGUUUCACUGAACGUUGCAAACCUUAA